GAUGAUUGUCUACAAGUAAAUCACUCAAUCGCAAGUUUUUGACGAUUUUUGAACUUUUUGAGAGAAAAAAAUUUUUGACUGAAAAAAAAAUUCUAAUUUUUUUUCAAAAUUUUUAAAUAAAUUAUGAAAAUCCCAACUUCAAUCGCCGAACUAAUUUCGGAAUUCUCUGGUCUUAACCGUACUCCUGCAUUCAAACCAGUCACAAAUUGCCCGGGAAAUUCUAGUUCUGGGAGAUCAAGCCCCACCGGGCAGGGAGGUCCAGAGGCCUCCCACUAUCAUGGGAAUCGGAGGCAGUCUACAGUGAUUACAGUUGGAGUGGACAAGCUUCCAACGGUCCCGUCGGCUCCAUCAACUGUCCGAAAAUCAAGUUGUGUUCAGGAGCAAAAAUUCCGUAAAAAUCGCCGCCAAUCUGCUCCGUGUAUCUCAACAAUCGCGAGCUCCACGUCACUGAAGGAGAAGCUGAGCCGUCUGAGAAGUGCCAAUAGUUCUGGUGAUGAGGAUGAUAUACAGGAGGAAGAAUCCGAAGAUUUUCAUGUCAAAUCUAGAAAACCAUCUGCUCUUUCUUAUAGGGUUGCUUAGAAAAAGUUUUGAAAAAAAAAAAUUUUUUCGAAAUUUUUGAUCCUAAAAAUUUUUUUCUUAAAAUUUUUAAUUUGUAUCAAAAUGCUUUAACUAUACUGUAAAUAAAAUAU
Messenger RNA from Caenorhabditis elegans, 689 nucleotides. It is a transcript of the gene Y113G7A.16, whose product is annotated as Ashwin. The transcript is spliced from 2 exons. The record is from RefSeq and is marked reviewed. Bases 124 to 579 code for a protein of 151 amino acids. NCBI's taxonomy places the organism in Eukaryota, Metazoa, Nematoda, Chromadorea, Rhabditida, Rhabditidae.